AUGCUGUUCUUAACAUUUGGGAACUUUGUAAUGUUCAGCAUUCAGUUCAUAAGUGAGGUUCUACGGUACCGAUGUUACUGGCGUGUUAUGCAGCGUCUGCUGCCUACUGGAAGUAUCCGUGUUAAGAGCACUAAACAAGCAAGUAAUAAAGUGCACAAGUCACUCUUGAAUCCAUCAGAGUCUGAACAUGUGGAGUAUGAGGAUGACUACAUUCAGAUCUCUAGCUUGAGACCAAUGCAAGAGGUGGAUCUGAGUUCGUGGACCGCCUAUACCUCGUAUUUACAAGUUCACAGCUGUGUACCAGACACUAGCCAGAAUAUUUAUGUACUGAUGGAAGCAAGGAGGCCCCCUGACCUCUCUAAGUUUGUUGACAACAAUCUUAGAAUACCUCCGACACAAAGAGUUCACGUCUUGUCCCUCGGAUGCCCGGUGGCCUGGAAAACAGCGGAGCCGUUUGGUAUUAUCCUGCACUGCACUUUUGCAGGUUUAGUGGCUAUUUCCGAUGCUUUUGGCCAAAACAAGAUAACACUGGAUGAGGACCUAGAGCUUAUUGGACUUGCAACUGUAAAAACCCAAGGCACUCCACAGAUCUUGGUCCCUCCGUUUGGAGUCAUAAGUGAUGAUGACCUAAUUUCAAACACAAUCCAGAAUGAACCUGUUAAUGAGCAAUUGAAACUUAAUGGAGAGAGCUGUUAUACACAGUCAGUAAGCAGUAAACAGAAGAGUCAGCUAGAGUCAUCACACAUUACUACAGAAAGUAAUUUAGCAGCAGUCAGCAAUCACAUCUCUGACAGUCAGUCUGAGGUUUCUUCCAGCAACAAUUGUCAGUUAGAUCAUACAGAAAAAUUUCUUGUUGAACAGACGACCAAAGUCAAUGCCACAGCAAUCAAACAGCAAGCAAAUCAGAGUCUGGUAUCUAAUGACACCCAGCUGAAAACUGAAUCUUUUUCUGGGGAGAGCAAUGGGCAAGAUGGUUUAUCAGGCUCUCGUAUGAAGCCUCCAAAUAUUCUUGUUUACUGUGGUAUCAAAGAUUCAGAUCGAAAGUUUGCAGAAGUAAAGUCCAGUCUGGAGGCUUGUAUCAACACUGAAGCUCACACUAUAUACCACCUGAAACAUGAUGCAGUAUUGUCGGCGCCGUGGAGACAUAAUGCAGCUCUCCUGUUGGUUUCGUCCUGUGCCCAUCUAAGACCAGAAGUAGAAGAUGAAAUUAGAAACUUUGUCUUGAAGGAUCAUGGAAAACUUCUCAGCUUCAACAGUUCUGUGGAGUCUGUAUUUGUUGAGAAAGUAGAGGAAGAAGGGAUUGAUGGAGAAAGGCUGAUUAAGUUUGAUUAUAGAGAUGGACAGUAUAUCACUUCUGUUCGAGGCCGAUUUUCUUACAGUGAUCUGAAAGGAAAUGCACAAGUAAUAGUCCCACAUAAUUUCUGUGCAGCACAAAAUAAUCUUACAGAGCAGGAGAGUAAACAGGUAGAAGACACUCGAGUAGCAAGCAGCCCAGUUCCCAAUGGAGCAUUGGUAGUGAAGGUGUACUGUGAAGGUGGUGGUAUUACAGUGCUUUCUCAGUUGUUGUUGGAAAGGGACCCUACAGAAUAUGCCAAAGACCAGGAGUCAUUCACAGCACUGAAGAACUCGAAUGCUGACAGGCUUGCCAUCCUUCGUGACAUUUUAGCUUCCUUGGGGAUUGAUACCAGCUCUGGCACCAUUCCUGCACUUACUCCAUGUUUCCUUCUUGCCCAGCGUGUGGGUCUUAAAGAAUCCUUCUUGGAAUCAUUCAAGCACCGAUUAAAAGACAACAUUUUAAGAUCUCAGAAGCUGAAUCUGAAGUUUUUACCGUCAUCACCAACUCAGGCAGAAUCUACGCCAACACUGUUGCCUGUUGUCACAGACUUUGAAUAUGAUGCUCACACCGAGUACUUCAACCCUCAGACUUACUGGAAGCAUCUGAAUACCCUGACACUCGGCCAGGUGCUGUUUUACACAGACGUCAUCACUUCCACAAUGCCCGUCUUUGACGGGCUUCAGUUCUCUAUUCCGGAGAAUGUUGGACUUAUUGCGGUGGCCGGGAGACAGACAAGUGGAAGAGGUAGGCUAGGUAAUUCCUGGCUAAGCCCCAUUGGAUGUGCAAUGUUCACACUUCCCUUGAGCCUCAGUCUGGAGAGUCAGCUGGGCCAGCGAGUGUCAUUCCUACAACACAUCGUGUCUGUAGCUGUGGUUCAGAGUGUUGUAACCCUCCCUGGAUAUGAGGAUUUGGACAUCAGGCUGAAGUGGCCAAAUGAUAUUUACUAUGGGAAAGAGAUGAAACUUGGAGGUGUUCUUGUCACCUCAACUGUGGUAGAUACCAGAAUUUAUGCAACCAUUGGAUGUGGAUUCAAUGUCAGCAACAGCAACCCUACAAUUUGCAUAAAUGACAUCAUCAGACUGAGAAAUAUUUCCAAUCCUCAUCUUCCUGAACUUCCACCUUUGACCUCAAGUCAUUUAAUUGCUCGAACAGUGACCUGCUUAGAAAAUCUGAUUCAAAACUUUGAGAAAGAUGGCCAUCAAGGUUUUUGUAAUGAGUAUUAUAAACACUGGUUGCAUGGAAACUGCAAGGUGAAUAUACAGUUGGACAAGGCUACAGAAGGGGUCAUUGUGGGACUUGAUGAUUAUGGAUUUUUGUCAGUGCGCACUUCUGAUGGUGUCAUUAGUGUCCAGCCUGAUGGUAACUCAUUUGACAUGCUGCAUAAUUUAAUACAUGUGAAACUCCAGUCCUGA
This is a messenger RNA of Candidula unifasciata, 2748 nucleotides long. Lineage: Eukaryota; Metazoa; Mollusca; Gastropoda; Stylommatophora; Geomitridae. The record is from the annotation of a GenBank genome assembly.